Molecule: messenger RNA, 864 nt
Organism: Penaeus vannamei (Pacific white shrimp)
Lineage: Eukaryota; Metazoa; Arthropoda; Malacostraca; Decapoda; Penaeidae
Product: trigger factor
Source: RefSeq, a predicted model, not a curated record
AAAAAACAGCUGUUAUUGCCCACGUCAAAACUUCCAUGUUGGAGGCUAGUUGUAAUAUAAUCCUGCUUGUGUGCUAGAGGCGGCCAUUCUGUUCACCGGCAGUUCAUUGGAAAGACAUACAAUUUGUGUUGUAUUCUAAAAGCUUGCAAGAUGAGAUCAACUGUUCUUGUGCUCCUGGUGGUGCUUGUAGCCUCUGCUCAAGCCGGGUGGUUCUUCAAUAGCAACGAGGGCGAGGAAUCACAUAAGAUUGAGAAGAGGGAUGAUGAUGACAACACCGAUGGCAGUGGAGAAGGUGACGGCGGAAGCGGAGACAGUGACGAAACCCAAGAUCCAGAUGACGAUGAUGAUGAAGAGGAGGAGGAGGAGGAAGAUGACGAGGAGGACGACUACGAAGAUGAUGAGGAAUACCCUGAUGAUGAUGACGAGUAGGGAAACGAGGUCAAAUACGGAACAGCCAAUUGGAUAAGGCGAAAAUGAAGAACGUAAAGAUGGCUGGAAGAGAGAAAAGUAGAUAAACUAAAAUCAUCUGAGGAAAAAAGUAAAAAAAAUAUAUAUACGCUUGUUUAAAAUCUCCGGAUCAGAUUCAGGAGAUAUUGAUUUAAUUUUCUAUCGGCGUGAAUAUUCGGAUAUACUUCCGUAUGUACCAAUGUGUGUGUGUGUGUGUGUGCAUUGAUACAUACAUUCAGGCAUGUGCAUAUGUACAAGUAAAUGUUUUUGCUUAAUAUUCAUAUGUAUCUUCAGCUAAUUAAUAUGACCUGUGAUUGAGAUUUUUUUAAAUUCAAAUUCGACAGACCUUCCAAAUUUGUGUUGAGUUUUUUGAGGAUUUUUGAAGUCUAAUCAAUAAAAGCAUCACUUUAAUUCGAA